UCAUAAGAGAAGAACAGCUUGCAGAGACGGGCAGGAGGCUUCCUGUUCUCUCAGCGCCAGCACAGUUAGAUUCCUCGGAGUGCCUUAAACUUGAUUUGAUUGGCAUUUUUCUGUUUCUUAUCAUUAAAAAAAUCGACAUUCAGCCUUUUAUCACCCAAAGUUCACAGGUCAAUCCACUUUCUCUUGGUCUGUUCAUUAUCCAUGAUGAACGUGUCCCAGCAAUUGGAGACAGAGGAGGACCUCCUCCCUUGUCUCCACAUCAAGCUGUACCACCCUCAGCAGAGUUCUAAGGGCCUUUACGAGCUCAUCCCUCUGGGGAAAAGAAGCAAGCACCCAGCAGAGGACCCUUUCAGGCUGGGGCGUGACGGCCAAGCCUGCACCGUCGCCCUGCUCGACAACCGGGUGUCCCGCAAACAGCUGGCCCUCCAAGCCUACCACACAGCCAAGAGCCCUGGCAUGCUGUUCACCAUCCAGAACCUGAGCCAGAAGGCCCGGCUGUCUGUGAACAGCUCAGCGUUGGACUUCCUUGAAAAAAUUGAUCUCCCGGACAAAGCCCUGAUCCGGUUCGGAGAGUACGAGAUGCUGAUCAUCCGGGACUCCGGCGAGGCCAAGGCCAGCUUCGAGGUGGAGUUUGAAGUCCUGACAGUGCCUCCAUCCAGAGAGACUUGCGCCUGUGUGCCUAGCAUAACCCCCGUCUUGGAUACAGGGUCAUUUAUUACAAACAGUUUGCCAGGGGAACUCAGAAUAAUUGGCCCUCUUGAGACGGACGAGACUGCCAUAUGUUAUUCAUGAGGUAGAGACACAAACUGCUGUGUCAUUGAUAUAUUGGCAUGCUUGGACUGGAUCCCUCUUUGUAAUGUGAAACCAUAUUAUUAUUCUACGCCCUAUACCCUCCCCAAAGCUGUGAUUUUAAUACAAUAUCUACUUUUAAAAUGCCUUCUUAUUCCUCUUUGUUCAUACUUUCUUUUUUUGCAUAUUAAAGUCUGUUUUUGUUAAA
This is a messenger RNA of Eleginops maclovinus (Patagonian blennie), 997 nucleotides long. RefSeq names its product TRAF interacting protein with forkhead associated domain (gene tifa). Lineage: Eukaryota; Metazoa; Chordata; Actinopteri; Perciformes; Eleginopidae. Gene Ontology annotation, molecular function: protein binding. The record is from RefSeq and is a predicted model, not a curated record. Gene Ontology annotation, biological process: canonical NF-kappaB signal transduction. The transcript is spliced from 2 exons. The coding region runs from base 202 to 792 and encodes 196 amino acids.